Molecule: messenger RNA, 9210 nt
Organism: Girardinichthys multiradiatus
Lineage: Eukaryota; Metazoa; Chordata; Actinopteri; Cyprinodontiformes; Goodeidae
Exons: 10
Coding region: 71-5458 (1795 amino acids)
Source: RefSeq, a predicted model, not a curated record
UUGUCGUGUUGCUGCUCAGUUAACAGGCUGUGUUUGAUAAGAGCUAAAUAUUUGAGCAGCUGCAACAGCCAUGUCUUCAGUUCAGCAUCUGAGAGACUUCAUCAGCGAGCGGCUAACUGCUGCUGCUGAGGAGAUCUUCGGAGUGUUUGAGAGAACCAUCGUCCAGUACGAAGAAGAGAUGGACCGUCAGCGCAGACUGCUGGAUGUCACCUGGAGACCGGACAGCGGCUUCCAGAGAACAGAUGCCCCACAGUGUUUUCUCAAGAAGGAGAUUUCUGCCGACAAGCAGCUCAGCAACCAGCAGGAGAACUCCAGUGUGGACCAGCUGGAAGCAGAACCUCCAGAGAUUAAAGAGGAACAAGAGGAACUGUGGACCAGUCAGGCAGAAGAGCAGAUAGUAUUGAAGCAGGAGGCUGAUGUCCAAAUGGUGACACCAUUGUUUGAGGAAGGAGACCACAGUGAACCAGGAUCACACAGGGACCCGGUCCACUCUGAGAGACUAGAUCAGGAGGGAAACUGGCCUGAAGACUCUGGACCAGCGAGGAACGCGGAGCUGAAGCAGAAAGAGAGACUGGACAGAAAAUUGAUGGACAACUGUCCUGUGUCAGAGUAUAAUAAAGACAGAAGAGACGGUUCUCUGCAAUGUGAAGUUGGUGGAAAAGUCUUGAAGAAUAUCUCAGGAAGACCGACACUCUACAGAAUCCACACAGACUUCCCCAAGCAUUUCCUCUGGAAGGAUGCUAAGAUUCCUGCAGACCAGGAGCAGCCAGAACCUCCUGAGGUUAAAGAGGAGCAGGAGGACCUCUGCUUCAGUUGUGAUGAAGAUCAGCUGGUGGUGAAGCAGGAAAUCGAUAGUUUCAUGGUGACUUCUGAUUAUGAGGAAACUGACCACAGUGAGUCAGAACCAAACAGGAACCAACUCCUUCCUAAUGUAUCUCCUGCAACUGACAGUCAGCAUCAGGAUCUGAAAGGAAGCUGGGAUGAAGACUCUGGAUUAACUAGGAAUCAGAUAAGUCAAAGUAACAUCGUAGACAACGUCCCUUCGUUAGAUACUCUCUGUAAUUCGGACUCGAGUAGUAAAUCGUUGAAAUGUGCCGUCUGUGGGAAAACUUUUAGCAGCAAUUUCAAAAUGCGGAAACAUUACAGAAUCCACACGGGUGAGAAACCUUAUUCCUGUAAAAUCUGCAGAAAAGCUUUCCGAGAGAGCAAAUAUCUGUCUGUUCACAUGAGAACUCACACGGGGGAAAAGCCGUAUUCAUGCGAAACCUGCGGGAAAAGUUUCAGUCAAAACAGCCAUCUCAGUUCCCACAAGAGAACUCAUACAGGUGAGAAGCCACACCCCUGCAGCACCUGUGGGAGGAGAUUUGCAGAAGCAUCGGCUCUCAGAAACCACAUGCUCACCCACACAGGAGAAAAGCCUUUUUCCUGCCAUAUUUGUGGAAAAAUAUUGCGGUACAGCAGCAGCCUGUCUGCUCACCUGAAAAUCCACACUGGGGAGAAACCUUUUGUGUGUAAAACCUGUGGGAAAUGCUUCAGCCACAACAGCAGCCUAAUUUCCCACAUGAGGAUCCACACAGGAGAGAAGUCGUAUCAGUGCACGACGUGCGGUCGCUGCUUCAGCCACAGCACGACCCUGCUGCGCCACACCAGGAGCCACACAGGGGAACGGCCGUAUUCCUGCGCCACCUGUGGGAAAUGUUUCAACAGCAGCAGCCAUCUAACCGUCCACAUGACGACCCACACCCGGGAGAAGUUAUAUUCCUGCACCAUGUGCAGCAAGCGCUUCAGUCACGGCAGUAACCUGGUGCGGCACAUGAGAACGCACACCGGCGAGCGGCCAUAUUCCUGCCAGACGUGUGCGAAAAGGUUCAAAAGCAGCACUCAUCUGUCGCGACACAUGAAGACUCACAGGAAAGGCUGUAGUCCUGAAGUGGAAAUCAUCCUGGAAGAUGGCAGCACUCCAGUCAGUCAGAGUCAACGCUGCUCCGACUGGAUCAACCACAGCUGGAUUUUACUGCAUGAUGUCUGCAGGAUCUGCUGUGCCAAUGGGCUGUUGGUAGAACCUACGACGCUCCUACUGGUUUUGGUGCUGGUGGUGGUUCUGUUUGAGCCAAUCAUGUCUUCAGUUCAGCAUCUGAGAGACUUCAUCAGCGAGCGGCUAACUGCUGCUGCUGAGGAGAUCUUCGGAGUGUUUGAGAGAACCAUCGUCCAGUACGAAGAAGAGAUGGACCGUCAGCGCAGACUGCUGGAUGUCACCUGGAAACCGCAGGUCCACCUGGACAGGACAGAACUUCUGCACCAUUUCCUCAGAAAGGAAGAAGAGGAUAUUCCUGCAGACCAGCAGCUUUGGAACCAGGAGCGGAAGUCUGAUUUGGACCAGGAGGAACCAGAUCCUCCACGGAUUAAAGAGGAACACGAGGAUCUCUGCUUCAUCCAAGCUGAAGAGCAGCAGGACGCUAAUACCUCAAUGGCAACUUCUGCUUAUCAACUCAUUUCCAAACAUGAAGCAGAACCAAACGGGAACCACCUCCACCUUGGGAACCUCUCUGAGUCAGAGAGGCAAGACCCGGUGGGAAACUGCAAUGAAAACUCAGAAUCAACAAGAAAUCCAGAGCUAAAGCCGAAGAAGAGACUGAGCAGAAACAGGAGGCAGGCUGGGUUCUGGAGCAGUCAGGACGAAGAUCAGUCCGCCCUGACGAAUGAAACGAGUUAUUUUAUGGCUUCAGGUCAUGAGGACAGAGACCCAAAGAACAACCCGCUCAUCCCACUCAGCUUUCCUGCAGCUGAAAUUCGAGAUCAGGAUGAAAGCUGGAAAAAAGGCUUUGGAACUAAGGAGCUGAAGCCCAAGGAGAGACGGAUCAGAAGGAGAACCAGCAGUAACCGUGUGGUUGAAAGUGAAUGUCUCAGACCAGUUUCAUGUGACAUCUGUGGAAAAGCCUUCAGGUGUAAUUCAGACAUGAGGGUCCACUACCGCGUCCACACAGGAGAGAAGCCCUUUUCCUGUGAAAUCUGUCAGAGAGCGUUCAGCUUCAAGGUGAACAUGUCCGUCCACAUGAGGACUCACACGGGUGAGAAGCCCUACUCCUGUAAGAUCUGUGAAAAAAGGUUCUCCGAUCAUUCCUCGCUCAGAAAGCACAUCUACGUUCACACGGGCGAGAGGCCGUACUCCUGCGCCGUGUGCGGCAAACGCUUCAGUCGCAGCAGCCACAGGUGGCGGCACAUUACUUCUGGGAACCUACAGAUGGACUCACGGCUUGGUGCCGCACAUGAUGACCCUUCGAGCUUCAUGGAUAGGACGGGAACUACCCACACAGGAGAGAGGUAUUCACGCAAGGUUUGUGAGAAACGGAUCACUCGCAGUCACGCCAUGAGGCAGGACAUGAAAGCUCAGGCCGGCCCAAAGCAGGAGUUCUGGAUGAUCUGUAACGGGGUCGGGUGUGAUGUUCAAGGAGGAGCUUUCAUCAGGAGAACAGCGGCUCGCUCCGCGCUGCAGCUCCGCUAUCAGACCGUGUUUGUUUCCAGCAUGUCUUCAGUUCAGCAUCUGAGAGACUUCAUCAGCGAGCGGCUAACUGCUGCUGCUGAGGAGAUCUUCGGAGUGUUUGAGAGAACCAUCGUCCAGUACGAAGAAGAGAUGGACCGUCAGCGCAGACUGCUGGAUGUCACCUGGAGACCGGACAGCAGCUUCCAGAGAACAGACCUCCUGCGGCAGUACCUGAGUAAGAAGCCAGAGAUCCCUGCUGCACCACAGCUCUUUAACCAGCAGGGGGCCUCCACAAUGAGCCUGCAGCAGCCAGAAGCAUCAGAGCUUAAAGAACACGUCAAGGCAGAAACUUUGCAUAUUAAAGCGGAACAGGUGAAAGUCUGCAGCAGCCAGGAGGACCAGCAGCUGGUGCUGAAGCAUGAGGUUGACAGCUUCAUGGUGAAUUAUACAGAAAGAGGCCACAGUGCACCAGAACCAAAGCGGGAGCAGGUCUUCCCUCGCAACUUUCCUUUAAUUGGGAGCCGGGAUCGGGAAGGAAGCUGGUACGAGGAGUCGGACUUAGUUGGAAGAGAGCUGAAGGUGACCAGAAACAGGAACCCUGUUAGCAGCUCUGAGAGCUGCUCCAAGUUGGCGAGCCGAGACCAACCAGAGAUCAGCAAAGCACCUGUGAAAUGUGGUGCUGCAGAACAAACCGUCCACCAGCACGCUGAAAUCAGUCUCUGCAUCCAAACAGAUGUUCCACAGCAUUGUGUCUCCCCGGAGAAAGAGCCUCCUGCAGACCAGACGUUCUGUGAACUGGAGGGGAACUCCAUUGUGGAUCAGCAGGAACCAGAGCCUCUGCAAAUUAAAGAGGAGCAGGACGGUCAUCUUGUGCUGAAGGAGGAAAUCGAUUCCGUCACGGUGACUUCUGCUUAUGAGGAAAGUGACGAAAGCGAAGCAGAAGGCAACUCCAAGCGGAACAUCUUCCACAGCUACCUGAAGGCUGCCAACCGAGACCAGGAAGGAAGCUGGCAGAGAGACUCGGGACCAACAAGCAAAGCCGACCCGAUGCCACGUUAUAAACACAUGAGUUACAGUAAUGACACGAGCAGAGAGAGUCCGAUUAACGCCAGGACCAGUGAUGGAUCCAUUGGAUGUCAGCUCUGUGGGAAAACCUUUGGGAUCAAUGCAGACUUAAAGGAACAUUUUAAAAUCCACAUCGUGGAGAAGCCAUUUUCCUGCAAUGUGUGUGGAAAAGCUUUCAAAUAUAACAUCAAGUUACUGAUCCACAUGAGAACGCACACGGGGGAGAAGCCUUUUUCUUGUGAAAUCUGCGGUAAAGGCUUCAGUCAGAAGGUCAAUCUGAACGUCCACAUGAGGACACACACAGGUGAGAAGCCAUAUCUCUGCAAAACCUGUGGAAAGAGGUUUUCCGACCAGUCAGGCUUUAAAAGGCACAUGACCAUCCACACGGGCGAGAGGCCUUACGUCUGCAAAACCUGCAACAAAGCCUUUAGAUACAGCGUCCAUCUCAUGGUCCACAUGAGAACACAUACAGAUGAGCGGCCAUACUUCUGUAAAACCUGCGGAAGAACCUUUUCUGACCCGUCCACACUCAGGAAGCACACAAUGACCCACACGGGCGAGAGGUCCUAUUCCUGCCAGACCUGCGGAAAAUGCUUCAGCGACAACAGCAACCUGCUACGGCACAUGAGGACGCACACGGGCGAGAAGCCGUAUUCCUGCGAGAUCUGCGGCAAGAGCUUCAGCCAGAGCAGCAACCUGAUGCAGCACAUCCGCACCCACACGGGCGAGAGGCCGUAUCCCUGCGGGAUCUGCGACAAGAGCUACAGCCACAGCUGCACUCUGCUCAAACACAUGAGGAGCCACUCAGGCGAGAAGCCGUACUCCUGCGAACUCUGCGGCAGGUGUUUCAGUCACAAAUGCACGCUGCUGAAGCACAUGAAGAUCCACGCAGACGGCACCGUGCAAUCCUGAAAUCCACACCCAAGAAGGUUAGCUGGUGGGUUGCUCCCUCACAUCAUCCUCGUUGGGUUCGUGUCGGUACGUGUUGUUCUGUCUGGACAAAUAAACAGAACCACACAGACAAUAAAGUUUUUUUUAAAUGUACAAAAGCUUUUUUCCUAGAUGCAUUCAAACCACAACAAAUAGAUUUUUUUUAUCCUAGCAUGUUCUAGUUUUCUUUUUCAUUUUCUGAAAUCUGUUUUCUAGAUUUCUCUUUUAAAAACUGAAAACUUGACCAUCAGACAAGUACAAACAUGGAAUGAAAACUAAUUUUCAUGUCUGUAGAUGUGAAAGUUUUUCCUUGUGUGUGAGAGCUGCACAGCUAAUGCAGAACCAGUAUUACACCUACUCAGAAUCAUCAUAAUAAUAAUAUAGAUAAUUAAUAAUAAAUUGUAAAGAGACAAACUAAUAAGCCAAAGAAAACCAAAAAAAAAAGUACACGUUGAUCUAAUAAUCCAGGGUGGUACAGGUCCUCCCUGGGUGAGAGUUAAAAACCUUUUGGUUUGUUUCCGGUUCACUGUGAGCAGAUAUGAAUGGUGAUUAGCUUUGACUUUUACAUGAAUGACGUAAGUUUCUGGUAUAAUCUGAACGAUUUUAAAAAUUAUUAGUCUAGAGGAAGCACUGAUGGAUUUUAAUGUCUUCUGGCAGGAAUAUUUGGGAUUCUAUAGGAAUAGUAAGAUAUCAUCAGCGUAAUGGCGUUUUCUGUUCCAUGUUGAGUCCUCAGGAAGCUGGAUGGGUUUGGUUUUCCUCUGCAGGUUUUUCUGUGUGAAGCAGUGGUGUGACCACCUUGUGGUUGGAGGAUGAAGAUAGUACAUUCCUGUUUCCUCUGACAGUCCAGGAAACCACUUUCUGCUCAGUGGGAAUUGGACUCAGUCCUGCUGGCUGUAAAACAAUCAAAAUCAGUUUUUCAGCUUCAGAUCUUUUCUGUUACGAUAUCAAGUUUUUCACAUUCCUUUUAAAAGUGUUGUUUAAACGGCCAGAAACUGUAUUGAAAGAUAGAACAUAUAUGAUUCAGUGACGUCCAGGUCAGGCAGCGUGUCUUUCUUAUGUCGUUAGUCUCAGACUCAUCACUGGCAGAGAUCUGAAGGAUUAAAGAAGUGUUUCCAUUCAGAUGUAUCAUAAAUAACCAUAAGGUCUGCAGUUUGAGCUGUGACUGUUCAGUACCCGAGUCUCACCAAGGAGUUGAGCUCACAGUUGGAGCUUCAGGAGCUCCUGGAUGUUCAGCUUAGGCUCCACCACUAGAACAAACACGAACAUCAGGUGCUGAUGAUCAUGUACGUACAUUUGUCCAAUGGGCGGGUAUGUAAAGUCUGUCUAUUAAACCAGCUGGUUGACUCGCACUUUAGUGAAAGCAGUUAGAACUAAAUUAUCAGAGAUAUCAGAACCUGCAGAGCUACUGCCUGCUCUGCUUACUGGGUCUACCACAGCCUGGCUCUGACUGGGUUUCUGCAUUUAAUUUAAUCAUUUAUAGCUUUCAGAGCUCUGUGUGUGUGUGUUGCUUUAACACUUAAAUAAAAGUAAAAGUAGUGAAGGAAAAUCCUUUUUUUCUUAGCCAGUGUCUUUUCAUCCUGUAUCUUUACUCCAGGAGACACUUGGACUUGGGACACCCUCUCCUGCCUAACUCAGAUUUAGUUACAGUUGUCCUGGGGGACCCGCUGUGAACCCAGCUAUGAUGUGGGCACCCAGAACCUCCUGAGACCAGUAACUAUUGCCCCUUUUCCACUGGCUCCAUCAGGUUUCACGGCUCCACUCAACUCGGUCUAACACUACUCCUACAGAAACCGACAGAACCUGAUGCUUCUCCAUGGACCCACCAAUGGCUGGAUACGGUUUGAAGCCCCGCCUCCAGCUAUUAACGUUACUGUGUGACAUUGUCACCUUAAAGUAAUCUCCAUGGAACCAUAAAAAUAAUAAAUAGAAAAUAAAAACAUAAAUAAAAUACAAAUAACGUUUCAUUAUUGUAUAUGCAAGAAUUUCUUAUUAAUUUAUAUAAUGAACCGCUGGGAUAAUUUUCUGGACCACAGCCCAGUCAGAACUUAUAAAAUAAGGGUCUGGGUUUCUGAUGUGGUCCGCGUAAGUCUGCGUUCAUUCAUUAUUCUUUUUUUGGAAGUGAAAUCAAAUUCUGGAAAGGGUGUCGGUUUGGUUUUCGGAUCUGAAAUGAGGGGGGUGGGGGUGGCAGGAGAAGCACAGAGGAGAAGCUCCGGUCUGGAUGGUGAAGCUCCAAAGUUGGCCUGAAGACGUUAACAUUUUAGGCUUUAUAUAGACGUUUCUGCUUCAGCCAUGGCAAUGAUGAGGACCGGGACUUUAAAGCGCAAAACUGCAGACUUUUGUUUGAUGUUACUGUAGUCGCUCUUGAGUUUUAUUAAGUUCUCCCUGCACCGCCUCUUGGAAAUCUUUCUCAUUUUUCCUGCUCCCGCAGCCAAUCGGUGAACAGAAGUCUGUUCAUGUCACAUGUAGUCCCUACUCAGCCCCAAUCGGACCUGCUCAGGAGCAGGGACCAGAACAGUAGGUAUCGGUUUGGAAAAAACAGUAAUGGAAACGCUCGCAAAGUGUGGCCGAGUGGAGUGGAGCUGGGCCAAAUGGAGCCAGUGGAAACCAGUGUUGGGGUUUCUCUGAGUUACUCUCAGGACAAAUGACCAAUCAGAUCUGUGAGUUUCACUGUCUGGGCCUCCUGUGUUUUAUGCACCUUCUGAUGGUGUCCCUCAGGGAGUUUGUGGUGGGGGGUUUUCCCAGGGUCACUGUUGCAGGCUAUCUGCUUCUUUAGUAACCAAAGCAAGAGCUGCGUCCUGGUUCCCAGAGCUGGUUGAACUCCUCUUGGGCUGUCCAGCCUCUUUGUUCAUGGACAAGAUCUGAAGUUGUCGUCUUGUGGAUGGUGUUGGGUGUCUUGUUUGAGAUUCUCUGCUUUGUUGCAGAUGUUGUGGGCAUCUUCAGAGAUUUUCCCGACCAGUCAGCACUUUAGAAACUAGUUCCAAUCCAAGUUAUGUGGGUCUCUGCUUCAGAUAGAGCACUUUAAAUGUCUUGGUGUCUUAUUCCUAUGUGAUGUUAGGAUGGAGAUAAUGCUGGAUUAUGUGUUUCACUAAUGUCAGAGAGUGAAUAAAAGUCCAUCCAGACCCUGUUUCUGUGCCAGAAGCAUAGAAAGUAGCACUGUUGCCGUGCAGCCAGAAGGUCCUGGGUUCAAAUUCAGGCCUGGGAUCUUUCUGUAUGGAGUUCUCUCUGUGCAUCUAUGGGUUCUCUCUGGGUACUCCAGCUUCCUCAGACAGCCCAAAAACAUGACUGUUAGGUUAAUUGCUCUCUCUAAAUUGUCUUUAGGUCUGUGUGUGUGCAUGGUUGUUUGUCCAGAUAGUCCCCCGCCCCCGGGACGGACCAGUGGGGAUGGAUUGAUGGAUGGAUGGAUGGCAUCAUUAGGACGUUUUCUGAUUGUUGUUAGUCUCAUCUCCGCCUGCUAUUAAUCCAACAUUCCUGUGGUUCUGAAUAUCAACGCUUCAUAUAUGAUGAAACGUUGGAAUGUGUGAAACUAACGGACUCGGCAGCUCUGAGCGCUGCAGCAGAUGAAUGUCGAGCUCCUCUGAACUCAGACUAAAACUUCUUGCUGUGACUGAGACUCAUUCAUGAGGUACAUGUGAUUUAUUUGAACUCCGACCUGUGGAUCUCUGGAGUUCAGCUUGCAUGCCUGUAAACUCCUGUGAAAGUAGCAACAGGUGCAUUAAUAAAUGCUGCCGCCUAAA